GUCACGGUCGCCAAUGACCAGCUAUGGAUAAGCCAUGCCUUUCUGGGCACUCUCUGUCCUGGUGCCCUGCGAGCGGAAAGGAUCUUAUAUGCGCAGCAAACCAAACAAGACAACAACCGCGGUGCUGCUUCAUUUCCUUCUCUCGAUUUAGCGUGCAUCAUAGGUGGUGGACUUUUGUCUCUUGCCGUCAUGUGGGAGAAUUGAGCACGUCUUUCGCCCCUGCGCUGUCGUCCACACUACUACGAUGUCUCGCAAAAACCCGUUGCUAUUUUUCUCUUGGCGCUCGAAAGCGAAGUCUCCUGCUCCCGAGCUCUCGCUCCAUGAUCCGCAACCAUUACACACUUCCAGGUCCUUAUUUCAAGCGUCCAGGAUCGAUAUCACCAAUCCCCAGGUAACUCGGGACGGAGAGGCUGGGUCUCAUGCAGUUUCUCCGUCGUCUAUGCCUACGCCGCCGUCCUCUCUCCGAGACCGAUUUGUUAGAUGGGUCCUAAGGCGGCGAAGUCCCAAUCCCAAUCGAGACAAAUCAACUACACAACGCGCCAAACUGUCCACGUCCCCGCAGUCAUCUCCUUAUAAUUCACGGCUAUCACACUCUCACCUCCCCUCUGAAGAGACUGCCCCUUCAAGGACCGACCCACAAGCCAUGUACGAAACGGGCGCUGUGUCUGCUGAGCAGCCAGGGUCAACAGGCGAUGGCCCUUUAUUAUGCAUAGAAUCUUUAUCAUCAGCGGCGGCGACCGGCUCACAUGGUGACCGAAAGAAGCCCAUUAUGGAAGCCAUCAAACUUCUUCUUCAAACUUCUGCCACCGCUCUUAAACUCGCACCUAUACCCAAUCUUUAUCAGAUUCCGAACACGCUCCUAGCGUGGAUAAACACCUACGAGAGUAUCAUCGGCAACGCUGAAGACAUGAAGAUGUUGUAUGUUGUGAUCCAAAAAGUGCACGACUCGGUGUUUCAGCCCCUCCGGGAAUGGACUGGCGAGAUUCCCCCCGAACUGGGAAAUCUAACAUGGGAUUUCCAUGCAGCCCUGAAAAAACGAGUAGAGGAAGUUGAAUCAAUCCAGCGAAAAAAUCUGUUAACGAGGGCUAUCCGAGCGCCUGACAUAACACAACAAAUAAGUAACAUGAAGAGCUGCCUGAAUGAUGCUAUUUCUCGUUUCCAGCUAAGAAUAUCAACUUUAAUUCUACUUCGUACGGAACGUGUGUCAGUCCAGUCCAGUCGCUGCCGAAUACAUGUGUGUUAAGAGCAAGUCGGAAUGUCUCGAACGGACGCGGGUUCAGAUACAAGCAUCGCUGCUGGAGCAUCUCAAGAUCCCCGAGAAUCGAUUUACCUGGUUGCGUGGGCCUCCGGGUACUGGGAAGACAGCGAUUUGUAUGAGCGUUGCGUCCACCCUCAACAGCGAGGCUGUCCUGGCGGCGUCGUUCUUCUGGAUAAGAACCAAGCAGGAACGGGCCUCGAUUCCAUUGAACACUUUCCCUCCACCCUUGCGUACCAACUCGCAGUCUUCAACGAAGACUUCAAGAUGUCACUUGUCAA
Messenger RNA from Cantharellus anzutake, 1536 nucleotides. RefSeq lists its product as uncharacterized. Gene Ontology annotation, biological process: cell surface receptor signaling pathway. Bases 245 to 1243 code for a protein of 332 amino acids. The record is from RefSeq and is a predicted model, not a curated record. The transcript has 5 exons. NCBI's taxonomy places the organism in Eukaryota, Fungi, Basidiomycota, Agaricomycetes, Cantharellales, Hydnaceae.